AUGGCCCGGUCCAUAGCACCCUCGAGGGCACUGCUGCGCAGCUUCCAAGAUAUCUCAGCCGCAGCAUCAUCAACACCAUCGAAAUCAUGUCGUCGGUUACUCUCCUCGUCACAGGGCUCCUCUUCCAUACAGAGACCCACCGUUUUGCGAUCGAUCGCCCAUUCCCAGAAGCACCAACCCCUCAUCCAAAAGCGCUUCAAAUACAAGUCAAUUGAGGAGGCAAAGAGUCGGUACUCAGUAGGGCCGUUCUCCUGGAAAGCAGCCGUACUGUUUGUCGCGACGGCUGCCGGCCUGAUGUGGUAUUUCGAGUCCGAGAAGGGGCGCAUGCAAAAGAAGCGGAUAGCAGAGGCGAAUAAGGCGGUCGGCAAACCCAAGGUGGGAGGCUCGUUCAACCUGGUGGAUCAGGAUGGUAAACCCUUCACGGAUGCCGACCUGAAGGGACGACACUCUCUGGUCUACUUUGGCUUCACCCACUGCCCCGAUAUCUGUCCCGAAGAGCUCGACAAGAUGGCCAUCAUGUACGACUACGUCGAAAAGCAAGCACCGGGCGCACUAAACGCCGUAUUUGUGACGUGCGACCCUGGGCGCGAUGGACCCGAGGAGCUGAAGAAGUACCUUGCCGAAUUCCACCCGAAGUUUGUGGGCCUCACGGGGACGUACGACGAUAUCAAGGCUAUGUGCAAGGCGUACAGGGUGUAUUUUAGCACGCCUUCAAAAGUGGCGCCGGGACAGGACUAUCUGGUGGACCACAGCAUCUACUUCUACCUAAUGGAUCCCGAAGGCAAUUUCGUGGAGGCCCUGGGACGACAACACUCGCCCGAACAGGGCGCUCAGAUCAUCUCGGGCCACAUCAAAACGUGGGACAGUUGAAGAGAACAUGGGGCAGCAAAGAGAAGAAGAAAAGAAAGAUUUAAGGCGCUCUGGCUUCUCCACUCAUAUCACGACAGUCCGAGGAACAUUGCACUGUGGGAAAAAAACAAUGCAUAUUUAUGUAUAUAAUACGAGGGCUUUCAGAUAUACCCCAGAUCUUGUAAGCCAAGAGGCUAAACUGCAUGGGCUGUUGACAUCGAAGAGGGAUGCUGUUUCGAGAAUAGUUGCAUGUGAGGCCCUGCAGUCAUAAGAGAAAAACAAUCACGCAAUUGGU
Cryphonectria parasitica EP155 is the source of this 1144-nucleotide messenger RNA. Its product is annotated as SCO1 protein. Gene Ontology annotation, cellular component: mitochondrial inner membrane. Gene Ontology annotation, biological process: intracellular copper ion homeostasis; mitochondrial respiratory chain complex IV assembly. The record is from RefSeq and is a predicted model, not a curated record. The transcript has 3 exons. Gene Ontology annotation, molecular function: copper chaperone activity; copper ion binding. NCBI's taxonomy places the organism in Eukaryota, Fungi, Ascomycota, Sordariomycetes, Diaporthales, Cryphonectriaceae. Bases 1 to 870 code for a protein of 289 amino acids.